Messenger RNA from Chlamydomonas reinhardtii, 4835 nucleotides. RefSeq lists its product as uncharacterized. The record is from RefSeq and is a predicted model, not a curated record. Lineage: Eukaryota; Viridiplantae; Chlorophyta; Chlorophyceae; Chlamydomonadales; Chlamydomonadaceae. The coding region runs from base 123 to 3569 and encodes 1148 amino acids. The transcript has 5 exons.
AGUGGGAAUACCUCACAGGCGUGGUGGGUGCGCAGAAGCUGCAGGAGCUGUAUCCCGUCGCGUCCAAGGCCUAUGAGAAGGAGGGUCUGCGCCUCACGCUGGAGGGGCUGACGGGGUGCAACAUGGACGCGCACCGACUGCUGGCCUGGGCCGCAGACCGGCACGGCCACCGCCGCGCCUGGGACCUGCUGGAGGGCAUCUACAACGCCUACCACUGCCACGGUCUGUAUGUGGGCAGCUCGCCUGAGGGCCACGUGAACCUGCUGGCGGCGGCGGAGCGGGCCGGCCUGCCGCGGGCCGAGGCGGCGGCGGUGCUGGCAGAGCCGGGGGUGUAUGCGGAGCGUGUGCAGUCGGACAUGGCUGCACACAAGGGAGUCAAGGCCAUACCGCGGGUGGAGAUCGCCGGGAGGCUACGCCUGUCUGGCUGCAAGACUGUGGAGCAGUACGUCACCGCCAUUCGCGCCGCGCUGAGGGACAUGGAGGACGAGCAGGCGCCGGCGGCAGGAAGCCCGAGGUGUGCGCGGCAGCGCGAGGACGCCGCCGGCACCGCCCUGCUGCCGCAGCUGCACUCGGCGCCCUGCUCCCCCUGGCCCAGCGCUGGCGCCCUCAGGCCACAGCCGCAGCCGCGGUCCGGCUCACCCGUGCCACAGGCCCAGCUGCCGUCGCAGCCCAAACCACAGGCGCAGCAGUCGCAGCCGCCGCCGCACCCGCCUCAGCAGCCACCGUCGCCGCAGGCUCGGCCGCUGGCGGCAACCGGUUCCCCACCGCGAUGCCAGGCGCAGGCGCAGGCGCCGGGUCCGGGCGCGGGGUCAGGGUCAGGGCCGGGUCCGAAGCGGGCCUCCCCGUCCUUGACCUUGGCUGCGACGCGUUCGCCUGCGGCCAACCCGCUGCAGCAGCUGCUUCAGGCGCACGCCGCCGCCGCCGCCACCACCUCCCGCUUCCAGCGCAGCUCCUCCGGACCCCACAUGCUGCACCACCGCACGCUCACAGGCGGCGGCGGCGGCGGCGGGGUUGGGGUUGGGGAUGGUGGUACGGCCGGUGGCGGCCGGCCGCAGCAGGCUUCGGGGCUGCGCACCACACGGCGUCAGUUUGGCUCGGGCUUGCAUGCGGACUGCUCCGCGCACGCGGGCACAGAGGUCCUGCAGGUGCGUGUGACCGCAGCGCCGGGAGUGGAAUCGGGCUGCCCCUCCGCCUCCGCACCCGUCACGUGGAUGGAUAGUGUGGAGCCAAUGAGUCCGACGGAGGGAUUGCCCAGCGCCGGCGCCUCUGCAAGCAUCGACGGCACCGGCGCCGGCAGCGAUGGCCGCGGAGGCGGCCGCACGCCAGGCGCUUUUGCCAAGUCCUCCGAUGGCGGCGUGACGGGCGGGGGCUGCCCUGCCGCCGCCUCCCCACGCACCCGAAUGGCUCGUGUCAGCAGCGACCGAGACGGCCCAAGCUCCGCCGGAGCUGCUUCCUAUAGCUCGCCGGUUCGCGGCGCCUAUGGUGUGAUGGAUGUGGCAGUCGAGGAUGUGUCAAGCCCGGUGGGCUCGCCCGCGGAGCAGCAGCAGCAGCCACGGCGGUACCGCCGCCCGCCGGCGAAAGGCAAGUCCCUGUUGCAGCUGGUGCGGAGCGAUCUGGCGGCGGGCGCUGGAGCUGGCGGCGGCGGCGGUGGUGGUGUGUUGGUGGGAGGCGACCGAUCAGAGCGUGUGGAAUCAGCGGUACAAGUCUUACAGCUGCUGCACAGCAACCUACUUGGCGGCGGUGGUGCAAGCAGCGGCAGCAGUGGUGGCGGCGGCGGGCGCGAUGUGUCGCCCUCAUCACGCAGCCUAUUGGCGGGGCGGCUGGGUGUGGGAGGUUCCAGCAACCGUGUGCGUGUUGGCGCCACAGACCGCGAGGGGGCUCUCAUUGCCACAGCGCUUCAGCGCAAGACGUUCAGGGAGCGGGUCGUGGCUUCGUCCGACGGCACCACGGACGUGUUCCCGCAGCCGGGAAUGCUGGGCUCGCCGGGUGAGGACGGCGGCGUGGGCGGCGGCGGCGUGGGCAGGCUGGGCAGGGCCGCGGCCAUGGCCGUGCGCGCGGCUGGUGGCGGCGGCGGUGGUGGUGAUGGUGAUGGUGAUCGAUCGGCUGCCGUGACGUCACCGGGAGGCCCGACUGCUGGCGGCUCGGGGCCAACGCUCAAGCACGGCGCCACUGGCCGGAGUCUGUUGGGCGUUGGCAGCACCAGCAGCCACCACCACCUGCACCACCACUACCAGCACCCACACCAGCACAGCCCGCAGAGGGUGCAGUACGAUCGCAGUGCGUCGCUUGGGCUCGGCGGCGGCGUCAGCCCGAGCGGCGGCAGCGGCGUCAGCCCGAGCGGCGGCGGCGCAGGCAGCGACAGCGGCAGCACCGGCGCCGGCGCCGGCGGGCUUGCCAACUCAGCUCCCGGCCCGCCGACUCGCUUCAGUUGUAACGGCGGUGCGGCCUUGAUCCCCAGCAUGGUGGGCGGGGCGGCGGCGGCGGUGGCGACGGUUGGCAGUGGUGGACAGGUGGUUGGCGGCGCAGGCACGAACCGGAGCCUGAGUCCGGGCAACCAAGUGUUGCAUGUUAGUCCGAGCGGACGCCUGCCCGCAACGCAAGAAGCCGGCGGUCGUGCCGCAGAUGCGGUGGGCGCCGCGCCGCCGCACUUCGCCUCCGGCCCGUUGACGCUGGCAGCGGCGCCGCCGGCGCCGCCCGCUGGCGGCGCCACGUCAACUGGCGCCGCCGCCGCCGCCGGCGCCAUGCCUCCGCCGGUCCGGCUGGUGCUGGAUACCGCCGCGUCUGCAGGCGGCCGCGGCGCAGCCGCCGGCAGCAGCGACGGCCGCGAUUCGCAAGGCGUGCCUCUUGCUCACACCGGCGGCCUGAACACUGUCGCACUCAGCCCCGGCGGUGGCGCCUCCUCCCGGCUUGUGUCUGCAAGCCGCAGCCCGUCCGGCGCGCCGCCCUCACCCUCCGUGCUGUCUCUCACCCCCAGGCUGGCCCUCAGUGAGGUCGCUGCUGUGACUUCGCUGUUAUCAGGCUCUCCGCGGGCGGGCGGCACGGCGGGCGCCGCCGGGUCAGGCGCCACGCCGACGCCGUCGCCGCCGCACUCUCACGCGUCAAACAAGGUGGCGCCGGCGCCGGUCACAAUCAGCGUGUCUGCCCGGUUGCCGGAGGUGGCGGCACCGCCAUCCGGCCCGGCGCCACAGCUUCUGCUGUCGAGUUCCUCCGCGCCGGCGGUGGCCCAGCCGCCGUCGCCGCAGGCUCUACAGCCGCAGCCGCCGUCGCAGCCGCAGGCGCUGCAGCCGCCGCAGCCGGCAGGCAGCAAGCCGGCGGGCCGCGUGGUGACGCUCACGGGGACUCGGGCCGUGGGUGCCGGCAGUGUGCCGUCGGUGGCAGGGCCGUCGUCGCCGGGAACUGGGUCGGGCUGGGCCGGGGCGCCCGGGCCCGCAGCCGGGGCCGCAGCUAACGGGGAAAGCCGCACCACGUCUGGCAACAGCAGUAUCGGCGACGGCGCUAGUAGCGCGGGCGGCAGCCGCAGAAAGCUCAAGAGCUUCCUGCCGCCGCUGCUGGCGCGCCUCUUUGGGUAGCAUCGGAGAAAUCGAGCGGCCUAGAUGGACUGCUUUAUCGGCUACAGCCGUUUUAAUGACCGUUUCAAUGCAGCGCAUGCCUGCAUACAUUCAGCGCAUUCCAUUAUCUUUGCACCAUUCCCAGCCUUCCGUUUCUCAUUGCACAUGAUCGCACCAUUUCAAGCAUCCUGCACUCCAAUCGAUACUUGUGGGAGGAAGGCCUGACGGCGCGUAAGCCCCAUACACUAAGGUUACACCCGAGCUUGUCAUCAAGUCCUUUUACGGCGUUUCCUGCUACAUUACUCCAUGCGUUCUUUCCUGGGGCAUCUCACAGGACCAAGUGACGAUAACGCUCCUCAGUGGCUACUGCAGCAAUCGCAGCCCGCUUUUGGAGCCAUAGUUGCAACAGUUGUUAUACGCAAGACGUACACGCAUGCUACUAACUGUUGGGUGUUGAGACAGUGUGACCUUUUUAUAUUGCGGCUGGAAUGCUUUCAUGCACAUGCUCCUGCACUCGAUUGGGCUGAUGAUUAAAUAGUGGGGAUGCCCACGGGGGAUGCCCUUGGUGUGGAAUACGGGCUGCACGGCACGCCUGGCAUAACUCUGGCAGAGACGGAGUGAUUUUACAACUUCCCAUGUUGCAAACAAGCAGUAAAAAAGCAAGUAAUUGUGUUUUGACUCGAUGUUGCGGGCGACGAAGACACCAAGAAAAGCGGCUGUGAUACGACCGAUGUGCGUGAGACCGUGUGAGACUCAAGAGAUGGGUAGGCGGAGAAGUGUUGACAGCGUUUCCAGGGGGGGGUUAGAAUCUUCCGAAACAGACCCCAUGCCUCAAAUGGAUAGAGCUCAACGAGAAAAUCACGAAUCCGCUUUCAAAAUCGAAAAUGGGUUUCUGGGUGCAAAGUUAUGGAUGCGGAUGUUACAGAGGGGACAGUCCCAGCUCCCGAAGACGCCGAGCCAUCACAUGCUAUCAGGGCCCAACCCACGCGGGUACCACUCUGGUCUUUUGCUGUGUCCAAACUUUGACAGCCUGGUAGACCCAACAGGUAUCAUCUGACCAGGCCGCCAGCAUACCUACGGCUUCGUAUCGUUGUGUAGUAUACGGUUACUAUGGUGCGGAGCUGAGCAGAUGAAACCUGAAAGGCCGUACGGCUGCAGCCGUGCAUGGGGUGUGCAAUGGGACACGCAAAUAUUUUCGUCGUGAAAACUACAAGCGUGAUAGCGUGACGGAUAGCGUACGCACAGUGUAUGCAGGAUACGCAAUCGCCACUGUAAAAGGAGUAGGCA